This is a messenger RNA of Equus caballus (horse), 3641 nucleotides long. RefSeq names its product transmembrane channel like 6 (gene TMC6). Gene Ontology annotation, molecular function: mechanosensitive monoatomic ion channel activity. NCBI's taxonomy places the organism in Eukaryota, Metazoa, Chordata, Mammalia, Perissodactyla, Equidae. Gene Ontology annotation, cellular component: plasma membrane. The record is from RefSeq and is a predicted model, not a curated record.
GGCCAAAGCCUCUGAGCCCGGCUCACCUCGUCCUGCUCCCAUCCCCACACCCACUCCCUGCCUGGUGGAGAAGGGGUGGGUGGGGAGGCCUGUGGGUCCCAGCAUGGGAGGGUGUGUCUAUGCAGGAAGGGGUUCCUGCUCCAGCGACUGGAUUAGGGGGCACGCUGUCAGCCCCACCUCCAGCUGCUUUCCCAUUGCAGGCCAAGUGGGGGCCCUCUGACCCAUCUCUCCCCACGCUGUGCUCCGGCUGGAGGGAGGGGGAAGGGGCUGGGAUUGUAUGGGGCCUGGACUCAGGGGCUGGACCUCCUGCACGAGCCUAAGUGAGGGGUCCGUCUGGGGGCAGCCCUAGUGGCACCUGCUCUGUCUGCACACCUGAGCUUUGCUGGAGGAAGCCCCCUUGGGCUGAGCCAGUGGCUGAGUUCCUGGGAGUGAGGGUGGGGAGGAGGGCACAGGGCAGGGGAGAGCUGGGCCGCAGCCUGCGGGACUCCGCUGCUGGUUGGCACUUGUUACCUCCGCCCCACUCCCGCGGGGUGAAGAGCCCAGACAAGGCCGCCCUGGUUCCAGUUGUCCCGGGUGACGGCAGAGCCUUCUGCCUGGACAAAGGCAGCUUGUUUAAUGCCCGGCCCCCUCCCCCCAGCCAGCUGGCCUGGCCCGCCCUUGGGGUGAUGGAAUGGAGGGGAGCUGUUCUCCUGAGAACCGUCGCCCUUGCAGCCCCCCGCAUGACCUGGAGUGAUCGCUAUGGGCUUCUGGAGGCUUCGGAGGCUGUGCCCGGGCUCUGAGCGGCCCUAGGUCUGCAGGCUGGCUGGGCGUGGGCCGCAGACAUGGCCCAGCCGCCAGCCUUUGUCUUCAACGUCCCGGAGACCCCAGAGGACCAGGGCCAGGACCCCAGCCCCUAUGAUGAGAGCGAAGUGCACGACUCCUUCCACCAGCUCAUUCAGGAGCAGAGCCUGCGGGCGGCUGAGGAGGGUCUGGAAUUACGGGUCCUCCCCCAGAGGGAGCCGGGGCCCGAAACCCUGGGGGCCUCAGAACUUCUGGACAUGUCUUUCUGCUUUGUAGGCAGUGGCCACCAGGCCCUCCUGGGGCCCGAGGGUGUCCCUGACUACAGCACGGCCACGCUCCGCAUCUUGGCCAGCAUGCCCAGUCGCACCAUUGGCCGCAGCCGAGGCGCCAUCCUCUCCCAGUACUACAACCGCACGGUGAGGCUGCGGCGCAGGGGCAGCCGGCCCCCUCUGGGGGGUGUGGGGCGCUCCGCCCGGCCCAGCCUCCGCCUCUACGACCUGGAGCUGGACCCCACGGCCUUCCAGGAGGAGGAGAAGCGGACUCUCCUGGUGAAGGAGCUUCAGGGCCUGACAGUGACCCAGCGGGACCACAUGCUCCGCGGGAUGCCCUUGAGUCUGGCUGAGAAACGCUCCUUGCGGGAGGAGAGCUGGACCCAGAGCGGGAAGCAGAGGGGCCCGCAGGGCCGUCGAGGGCUCCUGCCCUGCUGUAGCCGGCUCCGAUAUGCCUGUGGCCUGGCCUUGCACAGCCUGGGGCUGGCGCUGCUCUCAGCGCUGCAGGCCCUGACGCCGUGGCGCUACGCCCUGAAGCAGAUCGGGGGCCAGUUCGGCUCUAGCGUGCUGUCCUACUUCCUCUUCCUCAAGACCCUGCUGGCCUUCAACGCCCUCCUGCUGCUGCCGCUGCUGGCCUUCAUCGUGGGCGUGCAGGCCGCCUUCCCGCCAGCCCCCGCGGGCUCUGUCCCCACCUUCACGGGCCUGGAGCUCCUCACUGGUGGGGGCCGCUUCUCCCACUCCGUCAUGUACUACGGCUACUACAGUAAUACCACGCUGAACCAGCUGUGUGGCCCCCCACUGGAUGGCAGCCAGUGCACCCCUGAGGCGGGGGGCCUGCCCUACAACAUGCCCCUGGCUUACCUCUUCACCAUGGGCAUGUCCUUCUUUAUCACCUGCAUCACCCUGGUGUACAGCAUGUCCCGCUCUUUUGGGGAGAGCUACCGGGUGGGCAGCACCUCGGGGGUCCACGCCAUCACCGUUUUCUGCUCCUGGGACUACAAGGUGACUCAGAAAUGGCCCUCGCGUCUGCAGCAGGACAACAUCCGAACCCAGCUGAAGGAGCUGCUGGCUGAGUGGCAGCUGCAGCAGGGCCCACGGAGCGUGUGGGGGCGCCUGCGGCAGGUGGCUAUCCUGGGGUUCGUGUGGCUGCUGUGCCUGGGGACCACGCUGGGCUGCACUUUGGCCGUCUACGCCUUCUCUGAGCUCAUGAUCAAGAACCCAGUGUCUGCUGAGCGGGAGUGGGAGCUGCUGGCCCUGCCCCUGGUGGUCUGCCUCCUCAACCUGGGGGCCCCCUACCUGUACCGUGGCCUGGCCGCCCUGGAGCGGCACGACUCCCCCAUACUGGAGGUAUACGUGGCCAUCUGCAGGUGUGUGACCCGGUGGGGCAGGUGGGCCUUCCUGGGCCAAGGCCUCUGUCUCCCAGGUGCCCCUCCCUCGGCCUCCACACCUCUCGUCCUCCGCAGGAACCUCAUCCUAAAGAUGGUCAUCCUAGGGAUUCUUUGCUACCAUUGGCUGGGCCGCAGGGUGGGCGCCCUGAAGGGCCAGUGCUGGGAGAACUUCGUGGGCCAGGAGCUGUACCGGCUCAUGGUGAUGGACUUCGUCUUCACGCUGCUGGACACGCUUUUCGGGGAGCUGGUGUGGAGGUUCAUCUCUGAGAAGCAGCGUAAGAAGCGGGGGAAGCCAGAGUUCGACAUUGCCCGCAAUGUUCUAGAACUGAUUUACGGGCAGACGCUGACCUGGCUGGGGGUCCUCUUCUCGCCCCUCCUCCCUGCCAUGCAGAUCAUGAAGCUGCUGGUCCUCUUCUAUGUCAAGAAGACGAGCCUGAUGGCCAACUGCCGGGCGCCCCGCAGGCCCUGGCUGGCUUCCCACAUGAGCACCGUCUUCGUGUCGCUGCUCUGCUUCCCCUCCUUCCUGGGCGCUGCCGUCUUCCUCUGCUACGCCAUCUGGCAAGUGAGGCCCUCGAGCAUCUGCGGCCCCUUCCGGACCCUGGACACCAUGUAUGAGGCGGGCAAGGUGUGGGUGCGCCACCUGGAGAAGGCGGGCCCCAGGGUCUCCUGGCUGCCCUGGAUCCACCGGUACCUGGUGGAGAACACCUUCCCCAUCUACCUGGUGUCGGCUCUGCUGCUGGCUGUGAUCUACCUCAACAUCCAGGUGGUGAAGGGCCAGCGCAAGGUCAUCUGCCUCCUCAAGGAGCAGAUCAGCAACGAAGGGGAAGACAAAAUCUUCUUAAUCAACAAGCUUCACUCUGUCUACGAGGGGAAGGAGAGGAGCAGGGUUGGGAGAGCCCAGGAGGCCGAGGUGCCCCCAACAUUGCCUGCAGAUGAGCGGGACGCCCGGUAGGACAGCGAUGUGUCUGGCAGCCCUGUGUCUGCUCACAGCUCGGCCUGCACCCUGUGUCACCCUCCGUCCCCACGGCCCUGCAGGCAGAGAUGCUGGCCCGAGACUGCACUGGUCCCUCUGGCUGACCCCGCUUGGACACAGGAGGGUGACAGGACUCUGUGGCCAUCUGAGGCUGGGGCUGGAGGGUGGGUGAAUGGGACCCUGCCCUGCCCAGACUCUAUUUAUUCUGAUUAAACAUGUUUUGCAAAAUGG